AUGGUUUCCACAAAGUCUCUCUUGACCACGGCGUGUCUGCUGUUCAGUGUAGCGGUAGAUGGUGAGUUGAGGCAUCCAGUCAAAUCAUGUCCUUGUUAACGGUACAUAGCCCACCCUCACCCACCGACCAACCCUAAUGUUCUGUUUGCGAGAUCAGAAAAUGCCAAGCGAUGCAGUGACCAAGUAGGCGCCAUGAAAACCAAGCGUCACCAGAUGCGAAAGCGCCAGGAGCUCGAGAAACGAGGCCUAAGACCUGGCAUUGACGAUGUCGACACUACAUAUGUCAUCCACGCUGAAGCACCCAAGUACGACUUCUUGAAGAACGACACCUGCGUCCUCACUCCGGAGGUCACACAGGGACCAUACUGGUACCCACCCCGUGAGCUUCUGCGUCAGAACAUUGUCGAGGAUCAGGUCGGUGUGCCUUUGGAGCUGGAGAUUGGAAUCAUCGAUGUGAAUUCUUGUGAACCGGUCGACAAUGUUUUGAUCAGUAUCUGGGUAGGUCAAACCCAGGCUUGGUACCGAGGCUUUUAUUGACGAGACGCUUUAGCAUUGCAAUUCCACGGGUUCGUACAGUGCCUUCGCCUACGACCCCAACACUCCUUUCGAGACUCUUCUCCAGGGACAGGGCAUCUACAAUACCAGCGGCUACGACAACUUCGCGUUUCUUGCCAACCGCCAAACCACUUUCCUACGCGGCAUGUGGCCGACGGAUGAACAUGGAGUCACCUCCUUCAAUUCGAUCUUCCCGGGAUUCUACAUCGAGAGAAGCAUCCACAUCCACGUCCAAGUGCACACGGACUGGAACAUCACUCGCAAUGGCACCGUAGGUACCAGCCGCGUUGUCGAGACCGGACAGAUCUUCUUCGCCGAGGAACUGGAGAGGGAGAUCAUGGCUCUGGAGCCGUACUCCAGUCACACCGAGAUCGAGCGCACGACCAACGUUGGCGAUGGCAUUUUCGCACAAGUCGUGAACUGUACGUCAACCUUCUUCGCGCCUUUCCUUGAUCGUAGAAGUACUGACGAGAGACUUAGCCGGCGCGAUGGCCAACGUGGACACCGAGCCUCUCGAUGGAGUAGACUACAAGAACGGUGUCCUUGCCUACAUCACACUCGUAAGUAAUCCCGCACCUUAUCUGAUCUAAAACCCUCGCUAAGAUCUCUCACCCCACCAGGGAAUCGAAACCACAACGAUCAAGAACGGAACCACCGCUUCCCCGAGUAAGUCCCCGUCCUCGUCCACUCACCUUUUUGCCCUGUAACCUUUUCUGACCGUCAUUGCAAAAACAGUCGGCAUCACGGCCCUGAACGAGACAGAUCCCGACAUCAACCCGCUCGACUACAAGAAACAUUAG
This is a messenger RNA of Lecanosticta acicola, 1355 nucleotides long. The record is from the annotation of a GenBank genome assembly. Lineage: Eukaryota; Fungi; Ascomycota; Dothideomycetes; Mycosphaerellales; Mycosphaerellaceae.